ACGUAUUUGUAUAGAAGAACAAGUAUAAAAAGAUCUGGCAUCUUUCAUUCUUUAACAAUACAAAACUUCAGUCGGCAAAUCAAAAACCCACUGGCAAAGAUAUGGAAAUCAGAAGACGCGGUGAUCUAGAAAACACUUUGAUGAAGGUUAUGGCGGGAUUUCUUGUAAAGUAGCGCAAACGAUAGAUAAUGGUGUCAACCCGCAGCCUUAGAUCAAAAUUUGCAGUAGGAGAAGAAGUUCUCUGCUAUGAACCAGAUCCUACGAAGGCAAGGGUGCUGUAUGACUCUAAGGUGCUGAAGGUUCUAGUGAAAACAGACAAGGGGGGCCGCAAAACUGUGGAAUACCUGAUACAUUUCCAGGGCUGGAAUUCAUCUUGGGAUCGAUAUGUGAGUGAAGAUUAUGUUCUAAAGCAUACAGAUGAAAACUGGCGACUGCAGAGAAAACUUGCAGAGAAAGCACAUUUACGGCCGGGAGCAUAUCUUUAUCGAAGAGAUCGUAAAGAUCAAAGGUUGAAUAAGGCCCCACAUAAAACAGAUAGCUACACUGAGGAAAAAGAGUGUCUGCAGAGCACUUCUACUUCAGCUUCAACAAGAGAUGGCAGCAUCAGCUGUUAUAGCACCCGUAGUGUUGAGACUAUCAGUAACGGAGAUCGAAAGAAGAGGGUUACUGCUGAUAAAUGUGAAACUAGCAUGCAAAGUGUAAUGGAAGAUAAACAAUCACAUUAUGCACAUAAUGAGUGUGAUACACAUGCAGAAUGUGUUGAAGAAAUGCAUGACAAUAAGGAUAAUGGUGUUACAGGUAGUGUUGAUGGAAGGGAUAGUGUUGAGGGUGGUAGAAGUAAAGACCAACAGUAUGAAGAUUUUGGUGCUCAGAAUAACAUAGGUGACAGAGAGGUUGACGACAAUGUGCAGGAUAUUAAACAUGAAAUAACUGAAGAUUUUGAUCACCCGGAGGAUGGUGCUGUUGAACAUUUGGAAGAUUGUAAUUUUACAUGUGAAAUUACUGAUGUUAUGAAGGAAAUACUUGAACUGGACAAUGAGCUUAUUAAAAACAGGAACAAGAUCGUCCAUCUUCCAGCAAGACCAAAUGUGGUGACAAUUCUUGAAUCUUACGUGAGAGAAUAUGCAGAAAAUCAGAUCUCUGGAGCUCGGGAGAAAUCACAGCGUAAAUAUAGACGACCACAAAAGCACCAAAAUGGUGCUUUAGAUAUGGAUCGAUUGAACAGAAGUGUAAAUAUCUGCAAAGAAGUGGCAGACGGUGUGAGGGUUUAUUUUGACUUCAUGUUGAGUGGCUUGCUGUUGUACAAUGAAGAGAGAGAACAAUACAAGCAAAGUCGUGAUAUGACUAUCACAAAAGAACCAAAGUCAAGGUUAAAUGAUUCAUCUCCAAACAAAAAAGAAGCAAACAAGAGAUUCCAGCAACCAGAUUGUAACUUAUCCUGUGAACAAAGGACAUGCCAAGAGGAUGCAGUUACAUUUGAUGGCAGAAUGGGAACACCCAGUGUCAAAAUGUAUUCCAGAUCUCAACAUGUAAAUGCUGAAGGGAAAGGGUGCACUUUGACUAAUGCUUCAGCUGGUGCCAGCAGUGAAGAAACAGAAAGCCGCAAUCCCAUGGGAACUCAGAGUACAAAUAAAGAGUCAUUUGUCCCUUCUGAUCCCUGUAAGGAAGAAGCUUCCUCUGCAUUCCAUGAUAAUUUAUCCAGUAUCACGAGUGUCAGCUCAAAACAUUCAUCUCGGAGAUUAACGUCGAAUGUAUCAUCAGCAGAAGGAAUGACUCAGGGAGAUAGUCAUUCUGCAUUGAAGUGUCUGUUACCUCAUCUGUCAGAAUGGCAGCUAGUGCCAGACUCACAAUACACUGAAAAGCCUGUUAUGCCUUCACUUAUCUAUGGUGCUGUCCAUUUAGCACGAUUGUUAGUGAUACUUCCAAGUCAUCUUCUGAACACAAAUAUUCCAGCAAAGAAACAUAAAAUAGUAUUGCAGCAUUUACAAAUGAUUCUGAGAUACUUGGAGAAAAAUAGAGACUGGUUUGAAGAAAAUGUGUACGAAGAUAAUUGCUCUCCACUUAAACAAAAUGACUGAUUUGCUGUAUUUAUGCCUAGCUUCAUAUUUUAUAUUCUGUAAAUAGUUUAUAGAAAUUGCUAUUUUUAAAAACAUUUGUUGAAUGUUUAGUUAUAAACUACCCUCACUUGAACAAAAUGACUGAUUUGCUGUAUUUACACAUAGCCUCUUAUUUUAUAUUCUGUAAAUAGUUUAUAGAAAGUGCUAUUUUUAAAAACAUUUGUUGAAUGUUUAGUUAUAAACUACCCUCACUUGAACAAAAUGACUGAUUUGCUGUAUUUACACAUAGCCUCUUAUUUUAUAUUCUGUAAAUAGUUUAUAGAAAGUGCUAUUUUUAAAAACAUUUGUUAAAUGUUAAGUUAUAAAAAUGCAUGUCACUGAAGAUUUUGAUCUGGUGUUUCCAGUUCAGUUGGUAUUUUUCAUGUUAUCUCCUGUACCCUACAAAAUAUUGUCUGUUAUCAUCAGCCAUGUAUUUGAUAAGAAUGGUUAGUGCAAACUUCACUAUGUGCCAUUUAUAUAGUAUGCUUCUGGGACCAAAGAUGUGUAGAUAACAAUAUACGCAGACAUGAAUAUUGGAGAGUGAUUAAUUGUCUGCUUCUUUGAUAAUUAUGACUUGCUUCUCAGUGGAAGUAACCAGAUCCUUUAACUAUGAAAGCUCAGGUUACUUUAGUUUAAGUUCCUAAGUUAUUUUAUUCAAGAACUAUUGUGCUGUUACGGAUACCUCAGACUUGCUGAUUGUCAAUAAUAACUUUAAUGUUUUUCCUCUCUGAAGCUGGAAGAUUUUGACACAGUGUUUUGUGUCUUAUAAGUUUGUGACAGCUGAUUGAUUGUAUGUACAAAAAGCCAAAUUAUCAGUAGCGUGCUAUGUUGCUGGUGAAAGUGGAUGAAUCAGUAAAAUACAGAAUUUUACGUAAAACUGGUACUCUGAAUUUCUUUUUCAUACAAUUUCAAUGGCAGCACUACUAUUAUAGUGACAAAACUGGAUACAGGUAUCAAGCUGUUAAGAAAGUUUACUUGAGUGUUGUGUGUUUCAUAUUUUUUUUUCUCUUAAGUGUUUGAGAUUGAAAUGGGGAAUCAGCCCAUCAUUCAUAUCAAGUUGUGUUACGUAAAGAGAGGAGCAGCUGUCGGUUGAAUCACUGUGCCUGUCAGUCAUUUAUUCAGCACAAAGAUUUAAUCUGUUACGGCUGGAACACACAUUGAAUGCAUGUUGGAGAGAUCACACACCCACCUUUGUUUCAAUCUUCAUGUCUUUCGUAGAUGUAAAAGACUGCAGUGGGAAAAUACUGUUAACUGGUCAUAAAAAUGUAUUUUCCCUUAUUGUUAAUCCAUUCUUCUACAAUAAAUGAUAUUCCAAGAAUGUGAUUUUCUAAAAGGACUGCCUUUUAUAUGGUGGUUUUUUUUACUGUUGCUCCACUUGCAGUGACAAAAAAUGUAUUGAGUGUUUUUCAAUUUUUUCUGUUUUGAUUUAAGUGGUGGACUAGUUGCUGUACAGUCACCACUGAGAGCUGCUGUUUGUGUUUGUAUGAAUAUCAAUAUAGCACAUAAUUUG
Molecule: messenger RNA, 3606 nt
Organism: Schistocerca nitens (vagrant locust)
Lineage: Eukaryota; Metazoa; Arthropoda; Insecta; Orthoptera; Acrididae
Product: male-specific lethal 3 homolog
Exons: 11
Coding region: 189-2078 (629 amino acids)
Biological process (GO): chromatin organization; regulation of DNA-templated transcription
Cellular component (GO): MSL complex; nucleus; NuA4 histone acetyltransferase complex
Source: RefSeq, a predicted model, not a curated record